Messenger RNA from Ctenocephalides felis (cat flea), 2034 nucleotides. Its product is annotated as hybrid signal transduction histidine kinase D-like. Lineage: Eukaryota; Metazoa; Arthropoda; Insecta; Siphonaptera; Pulicidae. The transcript has 4 exons. The record is from RefSeq and is a predicted model, not a curated record. Bases 1 to 2034 code for a protein of 677 amino acids.
AUGAGCCUACACGUUCCAGCUUGGAUAAAAAGCAGUCGACAAAUUAUGCUUGGAAUGGAAGAACAUGUUACAGAAGAAUCCACUACAUCAAAAUGGGUUAUCGGAUCAGUAUUUUUAUUAGGAGCUGCCUUAGUGACUGUUGGUGGCUGUUUGUGUUGCAAAAGGAAGAAAGGUUUCAAGGAGUUCAAUAAUGAGCCAGGUUCUGCCACUCACACCGUCAAUGCUGAAUCCCCGUUUCCAAUUUUCCGUCCAUUGAACCAAAACCAGGCAUCUCAAAACGGUUCCGGUGAAAACCAAUCUGAAGUAACACCACUGAAACAUCCAGACAGCCCCGUAUUACCUCAUAACAAUAUUGAAUCUUCAAACUCAGGUUUAGUUAGCCAAAUUUCCAAUGAAAACAACCAUCUUAUGAUAGACGAACCGAUUGUAUCACCAGAACAUGCGGUCAACAUUGAAGCUCCUAGGCCUGUAGUAGAUAAUAUUGCUUCGAUUAGAAGCAAUAUGCAAAUAAUUAGCAAUGCUAUAAUAAAUAUAGUAACCAAUGAUCAUAUGGAGAAUGAUAAUAAUAAUGGGCCGAUAUCUGAAUUGGAUAUUCAGAAUAUAGCCAACAACAAUGCAGAAGGUUAUAUUCAGAAUCAGAAUGAACUUUUUCUUAACCAGAAUCUUAACAUGGUUUCAGAAAACCACCAGAAUGCUGGUAAUGCUUUUAUCAAUUUUAAUCAGAACUUUGUUGACCUAUCAAGUGUUCCUAGUACUUCAGGUGCAACAAAUCAGAUCAGUAAUGAUGAUCAAACAACGAAAUCAUUUGGAGAUUCUUCAAACGCCGGUGUUGUCCAAUCUGUAAAUCAAUCUCCGAAUGAUAGGUUUUUGGAAACUGCAGGUGCGGGAGAUGAUGUCAACGAGGCGUUGAGGUGUCUAGAAAGUGUUUUGAGCGGGGAAAGUGACUGUGAUUCUGGAAGUUGUUCGUCGCUGGCCGAGGUGCAACUGGAGUUUAACAAUGAUCAUUUUAAAAGUUUGGAAAAACUGGAUCAGUCUAAUGAUGAUAAAAACUGUGAUAAUGAAAAUGUGGUAACGAAACAAAAACCUGAAAGUGAUAAUAUUGCCGUACUAAAAAGUAAUGAUCUUCCAAAAACUCCUAAUAAGGAAACUGUUCAGAAAUCAGAAACUGGUAAUUUACUAAGUGAACAAACUGUAUCUUCUCAUGAGAAAGUAAAUUGUGAUAAUGAGUUCGAUAAUGAAAUGGUAAGUGCACGGAUUUUGAACAAAGAAAAUGAACAUCCUAAUAUUUUAUCAACUGUAUCUGGGCAACCCCAAAACAUCAUAAAAGUUAAAGAUGUAGUUUCAACUAAUGUGGACACUAAUGUUAGCAAAGAUAUUAUUUGUGAUAUUGAAGCAAAAAACGUUCAAGAUAACCAGGAAAAACACAAGUUUGUAAAGAAUACUUCAAACAUAUCAUCAGAAAGCCUAAAUCCUGAGGAAGCAACUUCAAAUAUAUAUUUGGCUGAUGAUUCAACAAAAAUUCAUGUUGGUGAAGAAAUUGUUGAUCACAAAGAAGAAAGUCACAAAAAUGUAGAAAACCACAAUUCUGUGGUUAGUGAUAUAAAUAUUUCUUCAGACAUUACACCUGAAAUUAAUAAUUGUGCUGGUAUUUCUGAUCCAAAUAAAUUAUCUACUGGCACGGAUCAAAAAAUUGUUUGUGAAGUAAGUGAAAACACAAAAGAACCAUGUGAUUUUGCUGAAGACAAAUUGCAAAAUUUGACAUCACCCAAACACAAUGAAAGUUGUAAAGGUGAAAAUUCAGAAACGAUUUCUUUGGAUCUGGUUCAGAAUGUUACCACAUGUACUUCUGAUCCUGAUUAUUUUGGUGUUUCUGAUUCAAAUAAAGAAUCAGUAUCCAGUGGCAAGGAUCAAGAAAUCGUCUGUAAAGUAACUGAAAACACAAAAGAACCAUAUGAUUCUGCUGAAGACAAAUUGCAAAAUUUGACAUCACCAAAACGGAAUGAAAGUUCAUGCAAAACUACCGGUUCAAAAUGA